Dichotomopilus funicola is the source of this 1320-nucleotide messenger RNA. RefSeq lists its product as uncharacterized. Gene Ontology annotation, biological process: pyrimidine nucleotide-sugar transmembrane transport. Gene Ontology annotation, cellular component: Golgi membrane; intracellular membrane-bounded organelle. The transcript has 3 exons. Gene Ontology annotation, molecular function: pyrimidine nucleotide-sugar transmembrane transporter activity. Bases 1 to 1320 code for a protein of 439 amino acids. Lineage: Eukaryota; Fungi; Ascomycota; Sordariomycetes; Sordariales; Chaetomiaceae. The record is from RefSeq and is a predicted model, not a curated record.
AUGGCGGGCUCAAUCAUUCCCGCGCGGGCUAUCAUCCCGUUUCUCGUUGCCAUGAUGCUGUUCACGGGCGUUUGCAACACACUCUUGACCAAAUAUCAAGAUAACCAAUGCGUCCGCGACUGCGAUAGCCCCGACCCCAAGAAGCGCCGGCACUUCGAACAGCCCGUGAUCCAGACCCUGCAAAUGUUUGUCGGCGAGAUGGGCUGCUGGCUCGUCGUUGGCCUCGUCUCGCUCUACCGCCGCUACGUUUCCCCGUCGUCAUCAUCAAGCGCUACCUACCAACCUCUCCCUACCGGUAUCAACGACGACACUGAAGAAACCACCAACCCGCGUGAUGACGCCGACAACGAGAGCAUCCGCUCCACAACCCCCCUCGCCCCGUCGUCCCGAGCCGGCAACCCCAACUGCGAUGUCCCCAAGCCGCACAACUGCCCUUCUGUCUUGCGCGGCUGGCGCGUGACACUGCUGGCUCUGCCUGCCAUCUGCGACAUCCUCGGCACGACGCUGAUGAAUGCUGGCCUGCUACUGGUAGCGGCCUCCAUCUACCAGAUGACGCGCGGUGCGCUGGUCCUGUUCGUCGGACUGUUCAGUGUCGUCUUCCUCCGGCGCCACCUGCAUGCGUUUCAGUGGCUGUCGUUGGUCGGUGUGGUAGCCGGCGUGGCGGUCGUUGGCUUGGCCGGCGCGAUCCAGCCGGAUAAGAAACACGCGGAUACGGAUGUUGACGGCGGCGCAGGGGCAACUGAGGUCGGCGCCGACGCCCUGAUGGUAAUUGUUGGAGUGUUGAUGAUUGCGGGCGCGCAAAUCUUCACCGCCACGCAGUUUGUCCUGGAAGAAUGGAUCCUCGAGCGCUCGGCGAUCGAGCCGCUCCGCGUGGUUGGCUGGGAAGGCGUUUUUGGGUUCCUCGUGACAUUGGCUGGUAUGGUCGUGCUACAUUUCACGAUUGGCCGGACCGAUGCCGGCCGGUACGGUCCCUUCGACAUGGUCGAAGGCUGGCGCCAAUUCUGGGAGUACCAGUCCGUCUUCGUGUCCAGCGUGCUCAUCAUGGUCAGCAUCGGCGGCUUCAAUUUCUUCGGUCUCUCCGUCACCCGCACCGUCAGCGCCACCUCGCGCUCCACCAUCGACACCUGCCGCACCCUCUUCAUCUGGAUCGUCUCUCUCGGCCUGGGCUGGGAGACCUUCAAGUGGCUGCAAGUCGUCGGUUUCGCCCUGCUCGUCUACUUCACCUUCCUCUUUAACGGGCUCGUCCAGCCGCCGUUCAAGUUCCUUCGGGUGCGCGAGGUGGAGGAGUUGUUGCCUGAGGAGCCUAUUGAACAUAGCUAG